Messenger RNA from Talaromyces proteolyticus, 285 nucleotides. RefSeq names its product putative small nuclear ribonucleoprotein SmE. Gene Ontology annotation, molecular function: RNA binding. NCBI's taxonomy places the organism in Eukaryota, Fungi, Ascomycota, Eurotiomycetes, Eurotiales, Trichocomaceae. The transcript has 3 exons. Gene Ontology annotation, biological process: spliceosomal snRNP assembly; mRNA splicing, via spliceosome. Gene Ontology annotation, cellular component: U4 snRNP; U2 snRNP; U4/U6 x U5 tri-snRNP complex. The record is from RefSeq and is a predicted model, not a curated record. The coding region runs from base 1 to 285 and encodes 94 amino acids.
AUGACCGGUCGCGGCAAUACAGGAGGGCGAAAGACGCUUCUUGCGCCCAUCCAUUUCAUUUUCAAGCUCCUCCAGCAGCGCUCUACAGUUUCAAUCUGGCUCUACGAGCAGCUCUCCUUCCGCAUAGAGGGAAAAAUCCGCGGAUUUGACGAAUUCAUGAACCUCGUGAUCGACGACGCCAUCGAGGUCAGACUUGCGACAAAGAGCGAGGAGGAAAAGCGGAGGAAUCUCGGUCAAAUCCUCCUGAAGGGCGAUAACGUUUCCCUGAUCCAGGCCGUCCAAUGA